Molecule: messenger RNA, 787 nt
Organism: Nicotiana tabacum (common tobacco)
Lineage: Eukaryota; Viridiplantae; Streptophyta; Magnoliopsida; Solanales; Solanaceae
Source: RefSeq, a predicted model, not a curated record
AGAGGCCUUGUAUUUAUUAAAGGAGAGGUAAGUUAGGUAACAUAACAUAAAGAAGACACAAAAAACUUGAUCAGAAAAUUAGAAGGAAAAAAAAAAGCAAAUGGUUUCUUCUUCUUCUUCCUCUUCAGCUCCAUCUUUGCAGGUGAAAAUUCCGGCGACCGGAGAAGGAAAACUGACGAUAAACGUGAAGUCGCCGACGUCGGAGAUGUAUGCAGAGGUGAAACAAGCAGAUAAAGUAAAAGAUUUGGAAAAAGUGAUUAAAAAAGCAUGGGGAGAUGAUUAUUUGGCUCUUUAUUACAAAUCAAUUAAAAUGAAAAGUGAUCAGCCUUUAUCUUUUUAUAAUUUAAGAGAUGGUUCUAUUGUUAGAGUUUCUCUUCUUGCUGAACCUCCUCAAGAAUCUAAAUCUUCACGUGAAACCAAAAUACGUGCCAAAUUGCAAUUAGAAAAGAGGAGGAGCAGCAGCAGCUCUAAUGGUGGAAAUGGAUGUGGCAACGUUGUGUUUCAUAUGGCUAAGAUGUUAUCUCAAUUCUGCUCUUCCAUUUUCCCCACCCAUUAAUUACUACAAUUGAUUGAGGAAGAUGGUUUAUAGUAGUAAUAAACUUAGUUCCUGUACGAAAUAUGAGUUAGGAAAAUGGGGCGCCCUUUCCUUAAGAAGUUGACGACUUUAAUUUUAAGGCGUCAAAAAAAUCGAGCUAAUAUGUCAUCGUUAAAGUUGACAUAGCUGAAUAAAUACUAUCGAUAAAUUGAAACACACUGAAUUUUUAGGUGAGCUUUUUCAAGUUCUUCA